This is a messenger RNA of Tarenaya hassleriana, 1689 nucleotides long. RefSeq names its product cytochrome P450 77A4. NCBI's taxonomy places the organism in Eukaryota, Viridiplantae, Streptophyta, Magnoliopsida, Brassicales, Cleomaceae. The record is from RefSeq and is a predicted model, not a curated record. Bases 5 to 1585 code for a protein of 526 amino acids. The transcript has a single exon. Gene Ontology annotation, molecular function: heme binding; monooxygenase activity; iron ion binding.
UUUCAUGCUGCAUGUGCAUGUUCGCCAUUUUUAUAAGCUUCCCCCCUCACCACCUUCUUCUUCCUAUCCCCUCGAACCCAUGGCUCUCUUCUUCACUCUCUUCGCGUUAUUCUUCUCCGCUGUCGUCGUCGUCCUCACGCGCCGUCGCGGCAAGUGGAAGCGCGUGAAUCUACCUCCCGGUCCUCCGGGAUGGCCGGUCGUCGGAAACCUCUUCCAGUUCGCGCGCUCCGGCAAGCAGUUUUUCGAGUACGCUGAUGAGCUGAGGAAGGUGUACGGUCCGAUUUUCACUCUGAGGAUGGGGAUUCGGACAAUGAUUAUCGUGUCCGACGCGAAUCUCGCCCACGAGGCGUUGAUCCAGAGAGGCGCCCUGUUCGCGACCCGACCCGCCGAGAACCCGACGCGGUCCAUCUUCAGCUGCAACAAGUUCACCGUCAACGCCGCCAUGUACGGACCAGUGUGGAGGUCGCUGCGUCGGAACAUGGUUCAGAACAUGCUGAGCUCGACCCGGCUCAAGGAGUUUGAGUCGGUUCGAAGCUCCGCCAUGGAUACGCUCAUCGACAGGAUCAAAUCGGAGGCUCGCGACAACGGAGGGCCCGUCUGGGUCCUCAAGAACGCGCGAUUCGCCGCGUUCUCGAUCCUCUUGGCCAUGUGCUUCGGUAUCGAGAUGGACGAAGAAUCGAUCGAGAAGAUGGAUCAGAUGAUGAAAACCGUUCUGAUCACCGUCGACCCACGAAUCGACGAUUACCUCCCGAUUCUGGCUCCAUUCUUCUCCAAGGAGAGAAGAAAGGCUCUCCAAGUUCGUCAAGAACAGGUCGAUUUCGUCGUCGGAUUCAUCGAGCGGCGCCGGAGGGCGAUCGAGAAUCCAGGAUCCGACAAAACGGCGGCGUCUUUCUCGUACCUCGACACCCUCUUCGAUCUCAAGAUCGACGGACGGAAAACGACGCCGUCGAACGCGGAGCUCGUGACGCUCUUGUCGGAGUUUCUCAACGGCGGUACGGACACGACGGGGACGGCGAUCGAGUGGGGGAUAGCGCAGCUGAUAUCGAAUCCCCAGAUUCAAUCUCGACUCUACGAUGAGAUCAAAUCGACGGUCGGAGAUCGUCCGGUGGAGGAGAGAGACGUGGAGAAAAUGGUGUUCUUACAAGCCGUCGUGAAGGAGCUUCUCCGGAAACAUCCUCCGACGUAUUUUUCCCUGACCCACGCCGCGACGGAGCCGACGAAGCUCGCCGGAUACGACAUUCCGACCGGAGUCAACGUGGAGUUUUAUCUCCCGGGAAUAAGCGAGGAUCCGAAAUUAUGGUCCGACCCGAAGAAGUUCGACCCGGAUCGGUUCCUGUCGGGUCGUGAGGACGCCGACAUGACGGGAGUCACCGGAGUGAGGAUGAUGCCGUUCGGUCUGGGCCGUCGGAUCUGUCCGGGGCUAGCGAUGGCGACCGUACACGUGUACUUGAUGCUGGCGAGGAUGGUUCAGGAGUUCGAGUGGAGCGCUUAUCCGCCGGGAAGUGAGCUGGAUUACGCCGGGAAGUUGGAGUUCACGGUCGUGAUGAAGAACCCUUUGAGAGCCAUGGUCAAGCACAGAGUCUGAUUUUGUUUUUUAAUUAAAUAAUAUAAUUAGGCGUGUUUAAUUAUUUAAUUAUUGGUUUAUCAUAAUAUGAAGUGUGUUUGUGUGAAAAUGCUUUAUCGCUUUUA